Molecule: messenger RNA, 201 nt
Organism: Mycotypha africana
Lineage: Eukaryota; Fungi; Mucoromycota; Mucoromycetes; Mucorales; Mycotyphaceae
Exons: 2
Coding region: 30-197 (55 amino acids)
Source: RefSeq, a predicted model, not a curated record
AUUUAUUACAGCUAGUCAUAUAUUCAUUGAUGAAGCAGAUUUCCACCUUUUCAUCUUCACCAUCAAUAGGUACUUUUGCCUUCUUGUUCGGACACAGAUUGCUUGUAGGCCAUGCAUGUGUGGCUUGCUUACAGGACGGAUACGUAAUCAUUUUCGUUAGCUUCUUUUUUACACCUUUUUUGACAACACUGGCUUAGACGA